Messenger RNA from Chironomus riparius, 1180 nucleotides. The record is from the annotation of a GenBank genome assembly. Lineage: Eukaryota; Metazoa; Arthropoda; Insecta; Diptera; Chironomidae.
CGAAUAUUUGAGCACAUUGAAAGUUUAAUCAUCAUAAAAAUUUAUUUAUAUCAUCAUUAGCAUCACGGUUUUAAUCAUUAAAUAUUAAGAGAUGGAAGCAGUAAAUGGAAAUUCGGAAGUUUCAGUGAAUGGAUCUCUAAAAACUGAAAUACAGCAUAAGAAGGAUGGGAUUUCGAAUGGUAAUCAUGAAGAUGAAGAGCACGAUGAGAUGCAGUAUAUUAAUUUAAUUAAGACAAUUUUAAAGAAAGGAAUUGCUCGGGGCGAUCGUACAGGUGUUGGAACUGUCAGUAUAUUUGGUGCACAAAUGCGCUUUAAUUUACGGGAUCAAUUUCCAUUGUUGACAACCAAACGAGUAUUUUGGCGAGGAGUCGCUGAGGAGCUUUUAUGGUUCAUAAAAGGUUCCACAGAUGCUAAAUUGCUUCAAGCGAAGAAUAUACGAAUUUGGGACGGAAACAGUACGCGUGAAUUCCUCGAUGCAUCCGGUUUUAAUGAGCGUCAAGUGGGUGAUUUGGGUCCAGUUUAUGGAUUUCAAUGGCGUCAUUUUGGUGCCCAAUAUAAGACAUGCGAUCAUGAAUAUGACAAACAAGGAAUUGAUCAAUUAAAAGAUGUUAUUGAACGCAUUAAAUCUAAUCCAAAUGAUCGACGAAUUAUUUUAAGUGCCUGGAAUCCAGUGGAUAUUCCACAAAUGGCACUUCCACCAUGUCAUUGUCUGGUACAGUUUUAUGUCGCAAAUGGCGAGUUGAGUUGCCAAUUAUACCAAAGAUCAGCUGAUAUGGGUCUCGGAGUUCCUUUUAAUAUCGCAUCAUACGCUCUAUUGACGUACAUGAUUGCUCAUGUUACAAAUUUAAAGCCUGGCGAUUUUGUUCAUACUUUUGGUGAUGCUCAUAUUUACACGAAUCACAUUGAGCCUCUCAAAGAGCAACUCGAACGCAACCCUCGUCCAUUCCCACAGCUAAAAAUCAAGCGUCAAGUUCCUAAUAUCGAUGACUUUAAGUUUGAAGAUUUCGAAGUCAUUGGAUAUGAUCCUUAUCCACCCAUCAAAAUGGAAAUGGCUGUUUAAUUAUUAAUUAUAUGAUAAGAUCUGCUAAAUGUCACACAAUCCAAAACCCCUUUUAAAGGUCAACAGUAUCAUCAAAUGAGAAUCAGUAUGCUUAAUAAAAAAUUUAAUUAAAUAUCGAAA